Molecule: messenger RNA, 930 nt
Organism: Protopterus annectens (West African lungfish)
Lineage: Eukaryota; Metazoa; Chordata; Ceratodontiformes; Protopteridae
Gene: CNPY1
Product: canopy FGF signaling regulator 1
Exons: 6
Coding region: 149-709 (186 amino acids)
Cellular component (GO): endoplasmic reticulum
Source: RefSeq, a predicted model, not a curated record
GAUUUUUUUCUUCUGUUUCCUUUCUAGUGCAGAGGCGCAGGACGGAAAUUUUGAAAAGCUGAGCAGGAGUACUGUAAGAGUUCAAUAGCAAUUCAUUGGGAUUACGUUUUUUCACGGAUACAGUAGCAGUGUAGUUCAGGUAUUCAGUAUGGAGUCAGCUGUGCUUCAUUACAGUCUACUGUUAGUAGUACUCUUUACUUAUCUAAGUAUGGUGGAAGGCAAAAAAGACCUUUUGCUUUACUGUGGAGCAUGCAAAGCACUGGUAAGUGAACUAGAAUAUGACAUCAGCAAACUGGACCCUAAGAAGACAAUUCAGGUUGGAUCAUUCAGACUUAACCCCGACGGAACACAGACAAGGAAAGAGAUUCCAUUAGCUAGAUCCGAGACUCACUUGACAGAGUUGCUGGAAAAUGUGUGUACCAAAAUGAGUGACUAUUCCUUGUAUGUGGAUCCGGAAACUCAAGAGAAGAAUUAUAUCAGAUUUGCUCCAAGGGAUAAUGAGCAAAUGGGAUCUUUUGAUUUUAACAAUUUCCAGUUUAAUCCUGAAAACUCGGAGCACAUGAAGCACGCGUGUGAAAGCAUAGUAGAAGAGUAUGAAGAUGAAAUAAUUUCGUUGUUUGCCCAAGAGGCAGACCAUGUGGCUGACAAGCUCUGCAUUGAAAAAUCAGACCUGUGUGCAAGAAUACCCUCUUCGCAUUCAGAACUGUAGUUUUGAAGGAACAUAUGAACUCUUGAAUCCUAGUGAAUUAAAAAUUACUGUGACUGCCUGAUGUGCCCUGAAAUGCUGCACUACCUGCAAAAAAAAAAAAGAAACAUAAUAUUUCAGUAUGCAUCUUAGAAGAUAAUUCAUUUGAGUGUUAUAGGUCUUGUUAGCAUUAUCCGUUUGUGCUCAAAGUAAUUAUCUUAAUAAAACAUUUUUCAAAAGAGAAA